UAUAAAAUGCCCAGUGCUUGACACAGCAGUAUUUGGUUGACUUAGCUUCAGUGAGAUUUAAGCAAGAAACUCUGGAUUAUGAGAAAAGUAACAGAAAAUACUGGGAAUCAGUUUAUUGAGUUCAGUGUCUCAGCGUCUCUCCUGCCUUCUCCAUGCAGCCGGUUGUCAGUGUGUGGGUGAGGGACCCGCGGAUAAGAAAGAAUGACUUUUGGCAUGCCUACAUAGAUUAUGAAAUUUGUUUACAUACCGACAGUGUGUGCUUCACAAAGAAGGUCUCAAGUGUAAGAAGGAGGUUUAGUGAGUUUGUAUGGCUCAGGCAGAAACUACAAGAAAAUUCAAUGCUCAUGGUACAGCUACCAGAACUUCCCCCAAAGAACCCUUUCUUUAGCCUGAACAAUGCCCAACAGAUCACUGAUCGGAUGAAAGGCCUCCAAAAGUUUCUGGAACAAGCCCUCCAGAGCCCUCUGCUGCUGUCCGACAGUUUGUUGCAUCUUUUCCUGCAGUCACAGCUCAGCGUGUCCAAGAUGCAGGCCUGUGCAGCUGGAAGGACACACUAUUCUGUGGCCCAGGCAGUAAAGAAUUGUGGUCUGAGGCGUUUCCACUCUGAGGAGGAUCUGAAGAAGGACCUGAGCAUGUCCUGUGACUCUGACUCUGACAGCUCAGAGUGUCGAGGUCCAGAACCUCGGAUUAAAGCUUUGGCAUUUAAGAAAGCAGCUAGUUCGGCUUUACUCGAUCUCAAGGGGACCAGCCAGGAGGAAAACUUAAGCUGCACAUCUGAGUCUACAUGAAAACAUCAUCAGCAUCAGCUCACUGUGAGACAUGAUUUGACCUGAGAGGAAGAUAUUUGCCUGUUACCCUGUCAUACUGCACUUUUCGUUAUGUAUAUCUCUUAAUUAUUUCACUUGUAAAAAUCAAAAGCUUUUGUGCUCCCACAAAGACAUUUGAGUUUGAAAUAUGUAAUGAAAUGUCGUUUAAAUGCACAAUUUUAUUUUUUGAAUCCUUGUUACUAGUCUGUUCUAAUCUGUACAGCUAUAAGGCAAUGGCAACAACUUUCCUGAAGAUGGCAGUGUUGCUACAUUCAUGUGAUUGCAUUUUCCCUUCACCCAUUCACAUCUGCUGUCACUGUCCAUAUUUACUUCAUAAACAAUUUUAGCAAAAGAAUCAUUCUAGAUAUUCACAAGAUUCAUUUUUCCAGAUAUGUGCAGAAAACAAUGAAAUAUUUUAUCCAGUGACAGCCGACACAGGAGCUUGUCAUCUAGUGGCCACUGCAGUGCUUAGCAGUAUGACAUGUAGUAGAGUCUCUGUACAGUUUCCAUACAGCUCCCCCGUCAGGUGUGGGGCUGGCAGGAGGUCAUGAGGGAUCCCAAAGGACUCUCUCCUGCAUGAGAAGGCUGUUAGGUAGACAGGCUUCAUUGUUCCCCGCUGAACAAAAUGCCAGCUGCACUGACAGGCUACCUUUCCUAUCUGUCUCUCUCACAGUGUACUUUCACUGCAGUCGCAUAUCUCUCUACAUAUCUGUGCAUGUGUGUGCAGAGUGUGCUCCCACAGCGAGCGGCACCAUGCUUAUGCAGAGGUAAUGACCACUUAACAGUGACGGCAUACUGACAUAUCUGCAGAGCUAAUUACACUAUAGGUUUGUCACUCUGCAGCAGCGUUGAUGUUCAUUAUUAUUACUUCAGAGUAUACAAAAGGAUUGUGUAGGUUGAGAACAAUCAGAUGUGGGUGUAAAGUGUAUGUUUGAUCAUGUGCAUCCACUUAUGGUAACGUAGCACAAUGUGGAUGAUGUCUUUGUCAGUCAUAGUGUAGGUGGGCAUUACCCUGCACCUUCAAACACAUGCACUAAGGCUGUUAUUAUGUAUGAAUAACAAAUUCAUAUAUUGCUGUCUCUUUUUUACACUGUAUUAUCGACAGACCUUUGAAUAAAAUAUCCAAAAAUUG
Labrus bergylta (ballan wrasse) is the source of this 1938-nucleotide messenger RNA. It is a transcript of the gene snx10b, whose product is annotated as sorting nexin 10b. Gene Ontology annotation, cellular component: endosome. The record is from RefSeq and is a predicted model, not a curated record. Gene Ontology annotation, biological process: vesicle organization; intracellular protein transport; cilium assembly. Gene Ontology annotation, molecular function: phosphatidylinositol phosphate binding. Lineage: Eukaryota; Metazoa; Chordata; Actinopteri; Labriformes; Labridae.